This is a messenger RNA of Schistosoma rodhaini, 603 nucleotides long. NCBI's taxonomy places the organism in Eukaryota, Metazoa, Platyhelminthes, Trematoda, Strigeidida, Schistosomatidae. The record is from the annotation of a GenBank genome assembly.
AUGGGAACUACUACUACUACUACUACUACUACUACUACUACUACUACUACUACUACUACUACUACUACUACUACUACUACUACUACUACUACUACUACUACUACUACUACGACUACAACUACGACUACGACUACGAUUACAACUACGACUACGACUACGACUACGACUACUACUACGACUACGACUACGACUACGACUACGACUACGACUACGACUACGACUACGACUACGACUACGACUACGACUACGACUACGACUACGACUACGACUACGACUACGACUACGACUAGUAAUAAUAAUAAUAAUAAUAAUAAUAAACUUUGAUUAUUUUACUUUGUAAGAAAACUUGUGCCAACAGUACACCGAAAAUCAAAUCCAGAUCGUUAGCGUGUUUACUUUUCUAUUUUUUCUUUUUUUGUUGAUAAUUUAACUUGAUGUGGAUCCUUCCAUUUUUUCUUGUUAUAAUCUCGUUUAUAAAAUUUUAAGAAUUGAGGAAGAGGAGACAAUCCGCUUAUGAUGCACAUAUGCCAAUAAGACACAGGAAGGAUUCAAACAACUAAUACAAAAUUUUCAUCGGAAAACACAGUACUUUUUAAGUUGGGA